Messenger RNA from Entrophospora sp. SA101, 570 nucleotides. The record is from the annotation of a GenBank genome assembly. Lineage: Eukaryota; Fungi; Glomeromycota; Glomeromycetes; Entrophosporales; Entrophosporaceae.
AUGAUGGAAGACUCAAACCUUGAUACAGAUGGGGAUAAAUAUUUAUGUUAUUUUUUAGAAACUACACCUAAAAAAUGGUCUUGGGUUGGGUUUCUCAAGUACCUUGAUAAUAAUUCCCUUUCGAAAGGAGAAAAUUCUGAUAAUGGAAUGUACUGCAUCUAUUUGAGACGAUUGUCAAGUAAUGCAAAUUUAUCUAAACUUAUUCAAGACACUGCUGCAAAAAAAAAUUCAGAUGUUCAAAUUAAAAUCAGGAAAACUGAUCUGGACUUAUUAUUAUGUGUUGACACAUUGGGUUUUAGGAAACAACGUCAAAAUGCUCAAAAAUAUUGGAAAGAAAGACUUGGAAAAGAAAAUAAAUGUGAUGUAAUAGAAAUAUUUGAAUGCGACAUUCUCUAUAAACGGCGUAUAUUGUUUUUGAAUGGUAAUGAGCUUGACUUUGUUACUCAAGAAAUUAUUGAAAAUGAAAAAAGGAUAGGGAUUCCAGCUCUUCCAUCCCGAAUAAAAAAUUUAAUACAUAAUCUAAAUGCAUUAAAUGAAUAUGGUUCUUGGAAAGAUUUGGAAAACUUCUGA